GAUUAGCUGCUGCUAAAUUUGGUCAAAGAAGUCACCUACACAGAGCGUGUUGUGAGAGCUGUUCGAGCGGGUGUUUGGGCUGUUGGCUGCUUUCUUCCCCCCCUUACACACUUGCAGAUUAUUUUGAGGUGGUGUUCGCGGAGUUUGAAAGGAGAGACUUCAAAAAAAAAAAAAAAAGCCGCAAGCGUUUCACUCAUUUUUACAAUUCCCUUCAAUUGGGGUUACCAGCAAAGAAAAAAAAAAAAAAAAGACAAGAAAACAGGAAGGAAGAAAAAUAAGGAAAUGAGAUGUGGCACAAGAAGCGCAAAGGUGCCCUGUAGACGACCGUCGCCGUGAGCGAGAGACCUGCAGAGCCCCGGAGCCCGGCGGGAACCUCGGCGCGCGGAGUUUGUGUGCUGCGGCGCCGAGCGGCGGACCUCCGUGUGGAGCCGCGGCGCCGGUUCAAAGACGAAGCAAGAAAGUUUGGCGCUGCGCGGCGGGCCGGGCGAGCGCGGCGGGCCGGGCGGACGGAGCGGGGCGGCAGGAGACCCUGCCCGCGGCGGGCCCGUGACGCCGCCGCCGCCGCCCGCACCGCGUCCCCUGCGAGCGCGCCGCCUCCCCGCCGGCCCCGGCCGUCCUCGCUCCCGCCGCCCGGGCCGCCCAGGCCAAUGCGCCGCGCGCCCUGCCGGGCGCAGCCAGCUGAACGGCGUGGAUGAUCCGCGAGCUGAGCAAGAUGUACCCGCAGACCCGGCACCCGGCACCGCAUCAGCCUGCUCAACCCUUUAAAUUUACCAUUUCCGAGUCCUGCGAUCGGAUUAAGGAAGAGUUUCAGUUUUUGCAGGCUCAGUACCACAGUCUGAAGCUGGAAUGUGAGAAGCUUGCCAGUGAGAAGACCGAGAUGCAGCGGCACUAUGUCAUGUAUUAUGAAAUGUCCUAUGGGUUGAAUAUAGAAAUGCACAAGCAGGCAGAGAUUGUCAAGAGGCUCAAUGCUAUCUGCGCACAAGUCAUUCCUUUCCUGUCCCAAGAGCACCAGCAACAGGUGGUGCAGGCUGUGGAACGGGCCAAGCAGGUGACCAUGGCAGAACUGAACGCCAUCAUUGGGCAGCAACAGCUCCAGGCCCAGCAUCUGUCACAUGGACAUGGCCUGCCGGUGCCUCUGACGCCGCACCCUUCGGGGCUUCAGCCUCCUGCCAUCCCGCCCAUCGGCAGCAGCGCCGGGCUGCUGGCCCUCUCCAGUGCCCUGGGAGGUCAGUCCCAUCUUCCAAUAAAAGAUGAGAAGAAACACCACGACAACGAUCACCAAAGAGACAGAGACUCCAUCAAGCCAACGCGGAAACCCGCCUGCUGUCACAGGAAGGAGAGCUCCUCGGUAUCCCCGUCUGCCAGUUUCCGAGGCUCUGAGAAGCACAGAAAUUCCACCGACUACUCCUCGGAGAGCAAAAAGCAGAAAACUGAAGAAAAAGAAAUUGCAGCUCGCUACGACAGCGACGGUGAGAAGAGCGAUGACAACUUGGUGGUGGACGUUUCCAAUGAGGACCCAUCUUCCCCCCGAGGAAGCCCAGCGCAUUCCCCGCGUGAGAAUGGCCUGGACAAGACUCGCCUGCUUAAGAAGGAUGCCCCGAUAAGCCCCGCCUCCAUCGCAUCUUCCAGCAGCACUCCUUCCUCCAAAUCCAAAGAACUCAGCCUUAAUGAAAAGUCUACUACUCCUGUGUCAAAGUCCAAUACCCCUACUCCGCGAACCGACGCGCCCACCCCAGGCAGUAACUCCACUCCCGGACUGAGGCCCGUGUCUGGAAAACCGCCAGGAGUGGACCCCUUGGCAUCCAGCCUGAGGACCCCAAUGGCCGUCCCCUGCCCAUAUCCAACCCCAUUUGGAAUUGUGCCCCAUGCUGGGAUGAAUGGCGAGCUGACCAGCCCCGGAGCCGCCUAUGCUGGCCUGCACAACAUCUCCCCGCAGAUGAGCGCGGCUGCCGCUGCUGCUGCUGCCGCCGCCGCCUACGGAAGAUCACCAGUGGUGGGCUUUGAUCCACACCAUCACAUGCGUGUGCCCGCGAUCCCUCCAAACCUGACUGGCAUCCCAGGAGGAAAACCAGCCUACUCCUUCCACGUCAGUGCAGAUGGCCAGAUGCAGCCGGUCCCCUUCCCCCCCGAUGCCCUCAUUGGACCCGGAAUCCCCCGCCACGCCCGCCAGAUCAACACACUCAACCACGGGGAGGUGGUGUGCGCGGUCACUAUCAGCAACCCCACGAGACACGUGUACACGGGCGGCAAGGGCUGUGUCAAGGUGUGGGACAUCAGCCACCCCGGCAACAAGAGUCCCGUCUCCCAGCUGGACUGCCUGAACAGAGAUAACUACAUCCGCUCCUGCAGAUUGCUCCCUGAUGGUCGCACCCUCAUUGUGGGAGGGGAAGCCAGCACUCUGUCCAUCUGGGACCUGGCCGCUCCAACCCCACGCAUCAAAGCAGAGCUGACGUCCUCGGCCCCUGCCUGCUAUGCCCUGGCCAUCAGCCCCGACUCCAAGGUCUGCUUCUCGUGCUGCAGCGACGGCAACAUUGCGGUGUGGGACCUGCACAACCAGACGCUGGUGAGGCAAUUCCAGGGCCACACAGAUGGAGCCAGCUGUAUUGACAUUUCCAACGACGGCACCAAGCUCUGGACAGGUGGCUUGGACAACACCGUCAGGUCCUGGGACCUGCGCGAGGGGCGGCAACUGCAGCAGCACGACUUCACCUCGCAGAUCUUCUCCCUGGGCUACUGCCCCACCGGGGAGUGGCUUGCCGUGGGGAUGGAGAACAGCAACGUGGAGGUCCUGCACGUCACCAAGCCCGACAAGUACCAGCUGCACCUCCACGAAAGCUGCGUGCUAUCCCUCAAGUUUGCCCACUGUGGCAAGUGGUUUGUGAGCACUGGAAAGGACAACCUUCUGAAUGCCUGGAGGACGCCCUAUGGGGCCAGCAUCUUCCAGUCCAAAGAAUCCUCAUCGGUGCUGAGCUGCGACAUCUCUGUGGACGAUAAAUACAUUGUCACUGGCUCUGGAGAUAAGAAGGCCACCGUCUAUGAAGUUAUUUAUUAAGGACAAAUCUUCACGCAGACUGGACUCCUCCUCGUAGCACUUUGCGCUCCCAUCUUUUGUUUUGUUUUUUGUUUGUUUGUUUUGUUCACUCCCUACCCUUGCAUCUAAAACUAAGGAUUUCAGAUACUAGUUGUGGAGUUUAAUUCCUUCCUUCACCCACUGCUCCUUGCUAUUGAAUUGUGAAUACUCUUAGAACCUGUGAUACCAAAUCUUCAGCUGUCUAUUUGGAAGAACAUGGAAUAAGCAUACUUAACAGUGAACGAAAUCUUUAAUCAUGUAUUAUAUUUGUAAUAUAUUUAUUUUGUUUAAAGAAGGCUUUCUAACAAUGACUGACUAAAUAAAGCUGUCUGCUCCUGCAUUGAUAACAAAGGUGCGUUGUAUUUGAUACCCUUCCCCCCCUUUUUUUUGGUAAAGGAGGGGAAAGAAAGGUUUAAAAUAAUUGCUUAAAAAUGUCACUAAAUGUAGACUAUUGACUGUAUAGAGAUGUGAAAUGUAUAAUUACACACAGAAGCAAUAUGUUGCUGUGUUACUAGGUUUUUUUGUUUGUUUCUGUUUUCUACUUAUUUUAAAGAUACUUGGAAAUCUGGCUAAACGAUUAAAACAUGACAGGCCAAGUCAUAUUCAUUUGAGUCUCUUUGGACAACUUUAAUCAAUAUGCCUAUAGCUUUAGAUGAUACUCGAUACCAGUAAUUGGACAUUUUCUGUUUCCUUCUUUCAACUUGUUGACAAGUGUCUUUGUAAUAUGUUUUUAAUUCCCUUUUUAAAAUUGUAUUAUAGACAGAUGAACGUGUUACAUUGGGCCUCAAAGAGAGAACUUAAUCCCUCCUGGAUAUUUUUGCCACCUUUCUUUGCAAAGGGAGAUGUGUAUCUUUGUGCAGUUUUGUUGUUCUGAGAAAUUACAGGCUGUUUUGUGGCGUGCUCUUUGGGAGCUGCACAGAUACAGGAAGGAUACCUACCGCUGUGCAAGUCAAGUCUUUCACAAAACAAGGACAGCGGAGGAGGGCUUGCGAGACCUCCCUCCGGAAAACACAAAGGAACGGACUUGGUCUGGGCUGAGGACUGCUUUCUUUACCUCCGGUUCUUUCCACGUCUUAGUUGGAUGUCCCUGAAGUGGACACAGGCUGUGCCAUUGUGCCAGAAACAUUGUGUUAUCUUUUAUGUUGUUGUUGUUGCUGUUAAACUAUAAUAUGUGACUCCUUUUUUUAUUUUUUUUUUUUGUUUGAAUGCUUUAAAAAAAAAUCUUUUUAAGUCUGUGGAUCUGCUGAUGUACAGUGCCUUUGCUGCUAUGGAUCAAAAUCAAAAGAACCGUGUAGAUAAACUUUAUUGUAUACGUAGAAAAUUAAUUUCAUACUAGAAAUGGAUGGAGGCUGCAAGCUAAAAUGGACUGUCCAUUGCCGUUCCUGAUGUGGUAGCAGAAAAAGAUGGUGUCUUAAGUGCUUAGUGUUUGAUGUCAUUAACAGUUUCGUAAAACUCUACAGUGUAGAAAGAUUUUGAUACUAAACUGUGCAUUGUACAUAGUUCUAAUGCAUUGUAUUGACCACCAGUACUUCUAUAAUGGUAGAUUGUUUGUGCAUUCAGACUUUUAAGCAUUAAACAUAAAUAACUUCUAGUAUGCUUAUUUUUCUAAUUCUUUGUUUUGCUGCUUUUAGUUUAUUAUCUUGGCUAUGUCAUUCCCAUGUAUUAAAAAUUACCAGUUGUAUUCAA
Messenger RNA from Cavia porcellus (domestic guinea pig), 4756 nucleotides. RefSeq names its product TLE family member 4, transcriptional corepressor (gene Tle4). NCBI's taxonomy places the organism in Eukaryota, Metazoa, Chordata, Mammalia, Rodentia, Caviidae. The transcript is spliced from 21 exons. Bases 692 to 3052 code for a protein of 786 amino acids. Gene Ontology annotation, cellular component: transcription regulator complex; nucleus. The record is from RefSeq and is a predicted model, not a curated record. Gene Ontology annotation, molecular function: transcription corepressor activity; protein binding. Gene Ontology annotation, biological process: negative regulation of canonical Wnt signaling pathway; regulation of DNA-templated transcription.